CCCAUCAGCUUUUUGUUGAGGAAAAUGGUAGGUCAUGCAUCAUCUGAUCUACUAAAUACAUGGUUCUUAUAUGCUUUUUCAUUAGCUGGAUAGACAGCACCAUGUGAUGAUCAUUUUCAUGUAGCCAGGCCUAAUCAAAGAAAGCUAUCUAAUAACAAAUUGGGUCAAUUUUCCAUUGCAUCAGAGAAUAUCUAACUAGUGGUUAGUCCUUCUAUAUAAAGCGUUCCUUACCUCUAGUUGUUUCACAAACAAGCACAACUGAUCGAAAACAUUUCAUCUUCAUUUGGAGCAGACCACGUUUUCCUUUCAAAAUUUACAUAGUAUAGAGAAAUGGUGAUCCGUUUGCCUCGUAUGGUUCAAGCAAAGCAGCUCUUGAAGCGGGCUAAUUCCUUCAAAUCCAACAAUGCUACUGCUGCAGAUGUUCCAAAGGGCUGUUGCGCAGUUUAUGUUGGAGAAAGUUAUGAGAAGAAAAGAUAUGUGAUCCCGAUUGCAUACCUGAACCAGCCAUCAUUUCGGGAGUUGUUAAGCCAUGCUGAAGAAGAAUUCGGUUAUGAUCAUCCAAUGGGAGGUUUGACAAUCCCCUGCAGAGAAGAAAUGUUCAUCCAUCUAACUUCGGAUUUGAUUGUGAAAGAAAAUUAGUUCGUAUAGAUACAAUACGUUAGAAUCACUUCGCUGUAACUCGCGAUGUAUAGUGAAGCAAAUUUUUGUAACUUAGAUAAGUUGGGGGGAAAAAGUAAGCUGAAUACUGCAUAUGUACAUACCUACAGUCACUCCUUUGUUAACUACAACAGAAUUCAAUUACAACUACUUAAUUGAAAGUUAAACAUCAUUCUUGAUUCACAU
Oldenlandia corymbosa var. corymbosa is the source of this 843-nucleotide messenger RNA. Lineage: Eukaryota; Viridiplantae; Streptophyta; Magnoliopsida; Gentianales; Rubiaceae. The record is from the annotation of a GenBank genome assembly.